AUGUUGUUUGUGAUCCCUCCUUGUGUUUUGUCAGUUGAUGAGCGUCACAUACACUGUGCUCCUUCGUUUAGAUGCGGCAAUCAGACAGAUCUCCAUUAUCCCUUUUGGACACCUGAGAGAGAAGAGUGUGGUCACCCGGAUUUCAAGGUCGACUGCAGUGGAGAUUUCCCAGAGUUUAGUAUGUUUUCGGUUAAGUUCCGAAUCCUUGAGAUGAAUUAUGCGUCCCGUAUAAUAAGACUUGCCAGAAUGGAUUAUCUCAACAAUCUUUGUCCCCAACAUCCUGACAACGCAAUAAUCAACCAACAAGUCUUUUCACUUCUUCAAGACACCGAGCUGCAAACUUUUUAUUACGACUGCCCUGUUCCAAGGAUAAACUUUCUUCCCAAUGGCUACAUUAGCCAGCUUGACUGUGAGGAUGAUAUUGGUGUGCAAAGUUACUUUGUCUGGUCCCCUUCACAUUCUAGGAAUAGAGCUAUAUUAGAUGCAUCGUGUGAAAGAACGGUCAAUAUUCCAGUCUCUCGAUCUGCCUUGAAGAGAGCAGAGAGUAAUCAUAGUCUUGAGGCUCUGAAGAAGGCUCUUGAUGAGGGUUUCAACCUUAGAUUAAACGGUGACUGUUCACAAUGCGUGAGAUCAAGGGGUGCUUGUGGAUAUAAUCAGAGCUUGAGAGAUUUUGUCUGCUAUUGUAUAAAUGAGCCACAUGCGCAUACUUGCCAUCCUGAAAAAAAGAGUUGUGUAACUCUUUGCCAUCUUUACCCGUUUGAUGGUGCUGCAGGUUCCUUAGGAGCAGUUAUGGUUUUGGUGGUCUUAAUAGUCAUUUGGUAUAAAAGGAAAACACCAAAUGCUUUGACAAAACAGAGCCUACAGGCGCUUAUUCCGCUGAAGCAGUAUACUUACUCUGAAGUGAAAAGAAUUACAAAGUCAUUAGCUGAAGUAGUCGGAAAAGGAGGAUUUGGGACUGUCUAUAGAGGAAAACUUCGGGAUGGUAGAAUGGUAGCGGUUAAGCUCUUGAAGGAGUCAAAGGAAAACGGUGAAGACUUCAUCAAUGAAGUAGCAAGCAUGAGCAAAACAUCCCAUGUUAACAUUGUCUCACUGCUCGGAUUCUGCUACGAUGGUUCCAAAAGAGCCAUUAUUUAUGAAUAUGUCGAAAACGGGUCUCUGGAUCAGUUCUUCUCAAGCAAAGUCCAAUCGAAUAAAGACUGGAGAACACUAUAUGAGAUUGCACUAGGCAUUGCGCGUGGUCUCGAGUACUUGCAUAAUGGGUGCCAAACAAGAAUUGUGCACUUUGACAUUAAACCUCAAAAUGUUCUCUUGGAUGGCAAUCUUUGUCCGAAAGUUUCUGACUUUGGACUUGCAAAGCUCUGCGGGAAAAGAGAAAGCAUCUUGUCAUUGCUAGAUACAAGAGGAACUAUAGUUGAUGAGCGUCACAUACACUGUGCUCCUUCGUUUAGAUGCGGCAAUCAGACAGAUCUCCAUUAUCCCUUUUGGACACCUGAGAGAGAAGAGUGUGGUCACCCGGAUUUCAAGGUCGACUGCAGUGGAGAUUUCCCAGAGUUUAGUAUGUUUUCGGUUAAGUUCCGAAUCCUUGAGAUGAAUUAUGCGUCCCGUAUAAUAAGACUUGCCAGAAUGGAUUAUCUCAACAAUCUUUGUCCCCAACAUCCUGACAACGCAAUAAUCAACCAACAAGUCUUUUCACUUCUUCAAGACACCGAGCUGCAAACUUUUUAUUACGACUGCCCUGUUCCAAGGAUAAACUUUCUUCCCAAUGGCUACAUUAGCCAGCUUGACUGUGAGGAUGAUAUUGGUGUGCAAAGUUACUUUGUCUGGUCCCCUUCACAUUCUAGGAAUAGAGCUAUAUUAGAUGCAUCGUGUGAAAGAACGGUCAAUAUUCCAGUCUCUCGAUCUGCCUUGAAGAGAGCAGAGAGUAAUCAUAGUCUUGAGGCUCUGAAGAAGGCUCUUGAUGAGGGUUUCAACCUUAGAUUAAACGGUGACUGUUCACAAUGCGUGAGAUCAAGGGGUGCUUGUGGAUAUAAUCAGAGCUUGAGAGAUUUUGUCUGCUAUUGUAUAAAUGAGCCACAUGCGCAUACUUGCCAUCCUGAAAAAAAGAGUUGUGUAACUCUUUGCCAUCUUUACCCGUUUGAUGGUGCUGCAGUUGCAGGUUCCUUAGGAGCAGUUAUGGUUUUGGUGGUCUUAAUAGUCAUUUGGUAUAAAAGGAAAACACCAAAUGCUUUGACAAAACAGAGCCUACAGGCGCUUAUUCCGCUGAAGCAGUAUACUUACUCUGAAGUGAAAAGAAUUACAAAGUCAUUAGCUGAAGUAGUCGGAAAAGGAGGAUUUGGGACUGUCUAUAGAGGAAAACUUCGGGAUGGUAGAAUGGUAGCGGUUAAGCUCUUGAAGGAGUCAAAGGAAAACGGUGAAGACUUCAUCAAUGAAGUAGCAAGCAUGAGCAAAACAUCCCAUGUUAACAUUGUCUCACUGCUCGGAUUCUGCUACGAUGGUUCCAAAAGAGCCAUUAUUUAUGAAUAUGUCGAAAACGGGUCUCUGGAUCAGUUCUUCUCAAGCAAAGUCCAAUCGAAUAAAGACUGGAGAACACUAUAUGAGAUUGCACUAGGCAUUGCGCGUGGUCUCGAGUACUUGCAUAAUGGGUGCCAAACAAGAAUUGUGCACUUUGACAUUAAACCUCAAAAUGUUCUCUUGGAUGGCAAUCUUUGUCCGAAAGUUUCUGACUUUGGACUUGCAAAGCUCUGCGGGAAAAGAGAAAGCAUCUUGUCAUUGCUAGAUACAAGAGGAACUAUAGGUUACAUUGCCCCUGAAGUAUUUUCAAGAAUCUAUGGAAAUGUAUCACACAAAUCGGAUGUAUACAGCUAUGGAAUGUUGAUAAUCGAGAUGAUCGGAGCAAGAAACACAGAAGCAUCUCAAAACUCGGAAUCUACCACAAGUUCAAUGUACUUUCCUGAAUGGAUAUAUAAGGAUCUUGAAAAUGGAAACUACAGAAAGCGUCUCGGGGAGGAAAUAACUGUAGAAGAAGAAAAUAUUGUGAAGAAGAUGACACUGGUGGGUCUAUGGUGCAUACAGUCUUCCCCAUCAAAUCGGCCACCGAUGAACAGAGUCAUCGAGAUGCUUGAAGGGAGUGUGCAAGAUCUGCAAGUUCCUCCUAAUCCUGUUUUACAUCUUUCCGCAACGCAAUUUACAGAGUCUUCUUGGCUUUCAGAAGAGAAUUCAGGCUACUCAGAAGUGUGA
Arabis nemorensis is the source of this 3237-nucleotide messenger RNA. Lineage: Eukaryota; Viridiplantae; Streptophyta; Magnoliopsida; Brassicales; Brassicaceae. The record is from the annotation of a GenBank genome assembly.